This is a messenger RNA of Paramecium primaurelia, 3105 nucleotides long. Lineage: Eukaryota; Ciliophora; Oligohymenophorea; Peniculida; Parameciidae. The record is from the annotation of a GenBank genome assembly.
AAAGAAUUUAAUUAAUGGAAGAAUCAAAGUUAAGAAUUGCUAUUAUCAAUAAAGAUAGAUGUAAACCAUAACGUUGUGCUUUGGAAUGCAAAAAGAAUUGUCCAAUUAAUAAGAGUGAGAAAUUAUGUAUCGAAGUUACAAAGUAAAGUAAAUUAUGCACAAUCAAUGAAUCAUUAUGUAUUGGAUGUGCUAUUUGUGUUAAGAAAUGUCCAUUCAAAGCAAUCAUGAUUAUUAAUUUACCCAAAGAUUUAUCUAAAGAAUUAACACAUUAAUAUGGAGCCAAUUCAUUCAAAUUACAUAGAUUACCAACACCUAGACCAGGAUAAGUUUUAGGAUUAGUUGGAACUAAUGGUAUUGGAAAAUCAACUGCAUUAUAAAUUCUAAGUGGAAAAGUGCAACCUAAUUUGGGUUUAUAUAAAGAGCCUCCUACAUUUGAAUAGAUCUUAAAGUAUUUUAGAGGAAGUGAAUUACAAAGUUAUUUACAAAAAGUAUUUGAAGGAAAGGUGAAGGCUGUAAUAAAACCAUAAUAUGUUGAUUCAAUUGGUAAGGCAGUUAAAGGUAAAGUUGGAGAAGUUAUUAAAAAUAAGGAUAAAUUGAAUAGAGCAGAAUAAUUAUUAAAAGAUUUAGAAUUGUCUCAUUUAGUAGAUAGAGAAAUUGGUAUGUUAUCUGGAGGUGAAUUGUAAAGAUUUGCAAUAUUAAUGGCAUGUAUUUCAGAAAGUGAAUGUUUGAUGCUUGAUGAACCAACAUCUUAUUUAGAUAUUAAAUAAAGAGUGGUUGCAUCUAGAAUCAUAAGAAAUUAAGUAAGAGAUAACAAUUAUCUUAUUGUUGUAGAACAUGAUCUAUCCAUAUUAGAUUAUUUAUCAGAUUUUAUAUGUUGUUUAUAUGGAGAAUAAACAGCUUAUGGUAUAGUGACAAUGCCUUUUUCAGUUAGAGAAGGUAUUAAUAUAUUUUUGGCUGGAUUUGUACCUACUGAAAAUAUGAGAUUUAGAGAUUAUGAAUUAAGUUUCAAGAUUUCAGAUAAUUUAGAUAUGUUAGAAAAUCAGAAAUAAAAGAAAAAUUAUCAAUAUCCUGAUAUGAAAAAAGUAUAAGGAGAAUUUUCAUUGUAAGUAAAAGCAGGAGGUUUUAAUAAUUCAGAAAUUGUUGUUUUAUUAGGAGAAAAUGGAACUGGUAAAACUACAUUCAUUAAAAUGUUGGCUGGAAAAGAUAAAGAUGUUGUUGAUAUUCCAAAAUUAAGUGUCAGUUAUAAACCAUAAAUGAUUGCACCUACAUUUGAUGGAACAGUUUAAGAAUUAUUUAGAUCUAAAUUAUAAGAUAGUCAUAGAAAUCCAUAAUUUUAAACUGAUGUAUAUAAACCAUUGAGAAUUGAAGAUUUAGAAGAUAAUGAAGUUAAGAAAUUAUCAGGAGGUGAAUUAUAAAGAGUUGCUUUGAUUUUAGCAUUAGGUAAACCAGCUGAAGUUUAUUUAUUGGAUGAACCAUCUGCUUAUUUAGAUGCAGAAUAAAGAGUUGCUACAUCUAAAUUAAUUAAAAGAUUUAUAAUGAAUACAAAAAGAGCAGGUUUUGUUGUUGAACAUGAUUUUAUUAUGGCAACUUAUUUGGCAGAUAAGUAAUUACUUUAUUUAUAUUAAAAGAGUUGUAGUGUAUGAUGGUGUACCAGGAAAAGCAUGUGUUGCUAAUGCACCUGAAGAUUUAUUAACAGGAAUGAAUAAAUUUUUGAAUGUUCUUAAUAUAACAUUUAGAAGAGGUAUAAUAUCUAUUUUAUUAUUUUAUAGAUCCAANUUCAAUUGGUAAGGCAGUUAAAGGUAAAGUUGGAGAAGUUAUUAAAAAUAAGGAUAAAUUGAAUAGAGCAGAAUAAUUAUUAAAAGAUUUAGAAUUGUCUCAUUUAGUAGAUAGAGAAAUUGGUAUGUUAUCUGGAGGUGAAUUGUAAAGAUUUGCAAUAUUAAUGGCAUGUAUUUCAGAAAGUGAAUGUUUGAUGCUUGAUGAACCAACAUCUUAUUUAGAUAUUAAAUAAAGAGUGGUUGCAUCUAGAAUCAUAAGAAAUUAAGUAAGAGAUAACAAUUAUCUUAUUGUUGUAGAACAUGAUCUAUCCAUAUUAGAUUAUUUAUCAGAUUUUAUAUGUUGUUUAUAUGGAGAAUAAACAGCUUAUGGUAUAGUGACAAUGCCUUUUUCAGUUAGAGAAGGUAUUAAUAUAUUUUUGGCUGGAUUUGUACCAACUGAAAAUAUGAGAUUUAGAGAUUAUGAAUUAAGUUUCAAGAUUUCAGAUAAUUUAGAUAUGUUAGAAAAUCAGAAAUAAAAGAAAAAUUAUCAAUAUCCUGAUAUGAAAAAAGUAUAAGGAGAAUUUUCAUUGUAAGUAAAAGCAGGAGGUUUUAAUAAUUCAGAAAUUGUUGUUUUAUUAGGAGAAAAUGGAACUGGUAAAACUACAUUCAUUAAAAUGUUGGCUGGAAAAGAUAAAGAUGUUGUUGAUAUUCCAAAAUUAAGUGUCAGUUAUAAACCAUAAAUGAUUGCACCUACAUUUGAUGGAACAGUUUAAGAAUUAUUUAGAUCUAAAUUAUAAGAUAGUCAUAGAAAUCCAUAAUUUUAAACUGAUGUAUAUAAACCAUUGAGAAUUGAAGAUUUAGAAGAUAAUGAAGUUAAGAAAUUAUCAGGAGGUGAAUUAUAAAGAGUUGCUUUGAUUUUAGCAUUAGGUAAACCAGCUGAAGUUUAUUUAUUGGAUGAACCAUCUGCUUAUUUAGAUGCAGAAUAAAGAGUUGCUACAUCUAAAUUAAUUAAAAGAUUUAUAAUGAAUACAAAAAGAGCAGGUUUUGUUGUUGAACAUGAUUUUAUUAUGGCAACUUAUUUGGCAGAUAAGUAAUUACUUUAUUUAUAUUAAAAGAGUUGUAGUGUAUGAUGGUGUACCAGGAAAAGCAUGUGUUGCUAAUGCACCUGAAGAUUUAUUAACAGGAAUGAAUAAAUUUUUGAAUGUUCUUAAUAUAACAUUUAGAAGAGGUAUAAUAUCUAUUUUAUUAUUUUAUAGAUCCAACUAAUUUUAGACCAAGAAUCAAUAAAAUGGAUUCUAUAUUGGAUAGAGAAUAGAAAUAAAGUGGUAACUAUUUCUGUUUAGAUGAAUGA